AUGGCCAACAAAGGGACAAACACGAAUCAAUCACAAUUUUUCAUUACUUUUCGUCCAUGUAAAUACCUCGAUAAGAAGCAUUCCAUAUUUGGUCGUGUCGUUGGUGGUCAAGACACCUUAAAUUCCAUUGAAAGAGUCGAAACUGAAGGCAACGCAGAAAAGGAAGCUGAAGCCAAAAGAGAUGCUGCAGCAAAGCCUAAAGCGUUCGGAUCGGGGGUUGGAAAGUAUAUUAAUCCGCAGAAUAAAAGGCCAGCUGUUGGAGACGCUUCUUCAACACCUGUCUUGUUAAAGAAGAAAGCAGUUAAAACCUCGUUGUCAGACUUCUCUUCAUGGUGA
Molecule: messenger RNA, 336 nt
Organism: Ostertagia ostertagi
Lineage: Eukaryota; Metazoa; Nematoda; Chromadorea; Rhabditida; Trichostrongylidae
Source: the annotation of a GenBank genome assembly